Molecule: messenger RNA, 3364 nt
Organism: Myotis daubentonii (Daubenton's bat)
Lineage: Eukaryota; Metazoa; Chordata; Mammalia; Chiroptera; Vespertilionidae
Gene: PTPRH
Product: protein tyrosine phosphatase receptor type H
Exons: 18
Coding region: 129-2885 (918 amino acids)
Biological process (GO): peptidyl-tyrosine dephosphorylation involved in inactivation of protein kinase activity
Cellular component (GO): signaling receptor complex
Molecular function (GO): protein tyrosine phosphatase activity; protein binding
Source: RefSeq, a predicted model, not a curated record
CCCGACCCGACCUGUGGCCCCGCGGCCCGGGCUGGGAAAGGGGAAAUGCCUGCGUUUAAAGUCCUGCAGGUGGAAGGCCCCGCACUGGUCACCCGGGUCCCUCCGAGGCCGCAAGGAUCCCGGCGGACAUGACGGGGGCUGGAGGGGGCCUCGGGGCCUGGGGGCGCCUGGUGCUGCUGGGCCUGUGCGUCUGGACCGGAGCCGCCCCCAACCCCGUCAGGGACCUGACCGUGGAGAGUCAGACCACCAGCUCCAUCAGCCUGCGCUGGACAGCUCCCCAGGGCCCCAACCGGAACUACACCUACUGGGUCGAGUGGACGGGUGGUGGUGGCGAAACUGGAACCCAGAGCACAACACACACCAGCGUCACAGUGGACGGACUGAAACCCGGGUCCGCCUACGCCCUCGCCGUGUGGGUGGAGAACAGAAACAUCAGCAGCUCCCGGACCCCUCUCCGCGCGGCCACAGUCCCCAAUGCAGUGACAAAUCUCGGGGUCCAGGACCAGACCACCAGCUCCAUCACCCUGAGCUGGACAGCUCCCCAGGGCCCGGAUCACCCUCCCUACACCUACUGGGUCUCCUGGACCGUGAAGGGCGGGGUUGCCACGGGGACCCAGAACACCUCGGAUACCAGGGUCACAGUGGACGAAAUGGAAGCUGGGGCCCUGUACACGUUCACCGUGCGGGCGGAGAGGAACGGAGUCAACAGCAGCAACACGACCUGCACGGGGGCCACAGUCCCCAAUGCAGUGACAAAUCUCGGGGUCCAGGACCAGACCACCAGCUCCAUCACCCUGAGCUGGACAGCUCCCCAGGGCCCGGAUCACCCUCCCUACACCUACUGGGUCUCCUGGACCGUGGAGGGCGGGGUUGCCACGGGGACCCAGAACACCUCGGAUACCAGGGUCACAGUGGACGAAAUGGAAGCUGGGGCCCUGUACACCUUCACCGUGCGGGCGGAGAGGAACGGAGUCAACAGCAGCAACACGACCUGCACAGGGGCCACAGUCCCCAAUGCAGUGACAAAUCUCGGGGUCCAGGACCGGACCACCAGCUCCAUCACCCUGAGCUGGACAGCUCCCCAGGGCCCGGAUCACCCUCCCUACACCUACUGGGUCUCCUGGACCGUGGAGGGCGGGGUUGCCACGGGGACCCAGAACACCUCGGAUACCAGGGUCACAGUGGACGAAAUGGAAGCUGGGACCCUGUACACCUUCACCGUGCGGGCGGAGAGGAACGGAGUCAACAGCAGCAACACGACCUGCACGGGGGCCACAGCUCCCAACGAGGUCACAGCUCUGCGGAAGGACACUCAGACCAACAACUCAAUCGCCCUGCAGUGGAAGGCCCCGGCAUGCCCCCCCUCUCAGCUCUACAUGUACUGUGUCCAGUGGGCCAGUGGGGGACCUCCCCAGGGGGAAGGAGACCCCCAAGGACACCAGGUCGACCAGAUAGCCAGGACCAAAGAGACUUGGUAUGUGGUGAGGGGCCUGGAACCCGGGACUCCAUACAACUUCAGCGUGUGGGCGGAGAGGAGCAACGUAGCCGGUUCCACACAGAGCCUCCGGGCAUCCACAUCCCCGGACCCCGUCACCAUCAUCUCCUGCACCAGCAUCUCUGGUGGCUAUGGGGUCUCCCUGAACUGGACCUGCCCCCUGGGCGGCUAUGAGGCCUUUGAGCUGCAGGUGGGCGGGCAGCUGGUCUCCCUGGACAACGCCUCCUGCGGGAGGGACGUGUUCGUGUCCCACCUCCAGCCGGCUCAGUCCUACCCAGCCACGGUCAGGACCAUCUGGGACGGACUGAGGGCCCCAGCUGCCUCCGUGACCUGCCACACGGAGACUGCAGGGGUCAUCGCCGGGGCCAUCGUCGGGGCCCUGCUGUUCCUCACCCUGGUGGGCCUGCUGAUCUUCUUCCUGAGGAGGUAUAAAAAGAGCCUGAAGGAGCCAGCACUCAGCUUCCCAAAGGAUAUCCCUGCGGCUGACUUUGCUGACCACGUCCGCAAAAAUGAGAAGGACAGCAACUGCGGCUUUGCUGAGGAGUACCAGCACCUGGCCAUGGAGGGCCACGGCCAGUCUCAGACGGUGGCCUCGGCUCCAGAAAACAGCGCCAAGAACCGCUACCGGAACGUGCUGCCCUACGACUGGUCCCGCGUAACCCUGCGGUCCCUCGGAGGGGCCCCGGGCUCCGACUACAUCAACGCCAGCUUCAUGCCCGGUCUCUGGAGCCCCCGGGAGUUCAUUGCGACCCAGGGCCCCCUGCCCCAGACGGUGGGUGACUUCUGGCGCCUGGUGUGGGAGCAGCAAAGCCACACCCUCGUCAUGCUGACCAACUGCGUGGAGUUGGGCCGGGUGAAGUGUGAGCAUUACUGGCCUCUGGACGCCCAGCCCUGCACCCACGGGCACCUGCAGGUGACCCUGGAGGGGGAGAAGGUGAUGGAGAACUGGACAGUCCGAGACCUGAAGCUGCGACAUACGCAGGAGCAGAAGACUCUGUCGGUGCGACAGUUCCACUACGUGGCCUGGCCGGACCACGGCGUCCCCCACUCCCCGGACCCCUUGCUGGCCUUCUGGAAGGUGCUCAGGCAGUGGCUGGACAAGACCCCGGAGGGAGGCCCCCCCAUCGUGCACUGCAGCGCCGGUGUGGGCCGCACCGGCACCCUCAUCGCCCUGGACGUCCUGCUGCGCCAGCUGGAGUGCGAGGGGGUGGUGGGGCCCUUCAGCUUCGUGAAGAAGAUGCGGGAGAGUCGGCCCCUGAUGGUGCAGACCGAGGCCCAGUACGUCUUCCUGCACCAGUGCCUCCUCCGGUUUCUGCAGCAGUCGGCCCCGCCGCCCGCCCAGAAGAACGAGGCCGUAUACGAGAACCUGGUCUUCGAGAACGAUGCUUAGGGGAAGCUGAGCUUCGGGGCCCGGAGACCCUCGCCCAGCCAGGCUCACACUCAGGAUCCAGGCUUCCGCCCCGAUUCCUGGACCCCUGGGACAGCAAGGGGCUGGGGUCCCAGACUCCUGGGCCCUGGAGGAGGGGGGCUGGCAGCCCUGGGGGAGAGAGGUCGGGUGGGAGCCAGGAUCCUGGUUCCGUGAAGGAGGAGAGGGCAGGGGGCUAGGAUGUCCUAGUUCUCGGUGGGAGGAGGAGACCAGGGCCCCUUGGGCUGCAGGGUCUCCCAGAAACAAGCUGGAUUCUGAGGAAGGAAGGAAGGGAUGAGGGUCCCGGGUUCAGGUUCUGGCCACCUAAGGAGUAAGGUAGGCAGGGUCCCACUUUUCACUCCAGAAACCAAAUCUCCUAAGACCUCAGGUUCCCAGCACCCACUCCCUGUACAUAUUUUCUGCCUCCAUCCCAUAACUUAUUAAAUCACUAUUCUCUGCAGAAA